This is a messenger RNA of Echinostoma caproni, 306 nucleotides long. The record is from the annotation of a GenBank genome assembly. NCBI's taxonomy places the organism in Eukaryota, Metazoa, Platyhelminthes, Trematoda, Plagiorchiida, Echinostomatidae.
AUGUCCCCGAAAGAUCUGCAAACGGAAUUGGAGCGAUUGGCUCGUAGCUCACGGGAACAGUUGGAAGCAAGUAAACAAAUCAAACAGACCACACCGGAACCCGACCCUGCUACGGCGGCCGCUCCGUCCGUAGCUUCGGAACCCGAUUCUUCGACCAGUCAAGCUAAAGCCUCUCCGGAAAAGAAAUUAUCGACCCCUCGAGCUAGCCCAGCAAAACAAGUGACUCCAGGCAGUCCGAAAAGUCCGGGACCGACGGCAAAGGCUUCCCCGAAAUCUUCACCCAAGCAACAAAGCCCAGCUAAAUAG